UUGGCAAACCAGAAUUGGUGCAACCUAUUGGUAUGGAGAGUGGAGCAUUGACGCUAUGAUGUCAAAGAUUCCAUCUCAUGUUCCUAUCUCACAUGCUCCUAAACCUUUGGAAUCAAAUGCAGAUUUCUUUGAUGUGCCAAAGACUCCAUCCAAGGCUUCUCUGUCUGGUUCUGCCAAAUGUUGCAGUGAUGCUAAUUAUGUUGAGUUAGCACAUGGCACAGGUAUAAAAAUUCUAAAGCAUCAAUGGACUUCUGCCCUGCAGACCCAAACAGCCACUUCAAUGGUACAUGUUCUUUUAAUGGUCUCCUUCCCACUGGAGAUUCUGAUCCACAGCAAUUUGAAAGGAGAAACGAGUAAAACUGACUGUGGUGCAGAGAGAAGGAAUGCCCUUGACAAGGACAGCAAUAUAUGUGGCAGUGAAGAAGUUUCCCAAUGUGUCCAGAGGAGCUUUGGGGUGUCCAGAGGAGCUUUGGGGUUUGCAGUGAAUUCUAAGAUGGGGGAACUGAGAUGGCUUGAAAAAAAAAAAAGAUCUGCCACACAGGGCAGCUAUUUGCACCUCAAUAGUCUGGUGGAUCCAGAGAAAUAUAUGGAAAACCAAUCAAUAGGUGUUGCAGCAGUGGCGUGGAAUAGGGAAAAGCACUCCAGCUGCUCCCCGCCCAAGCAGCUCACCCUUCUACGAGGUGAGUUUAAUGUCGCAUUCAGGGCUCAGGAACAGGGUGAGCUCUCGAUCGCAGCAUCAGAGAGCAGGCUGAUCCAGUUGGAAGCAAAGGACUCGACUUAG
Xyrauchen texanus (razorback sucker) is the source of this 781-nucleotide messenger RNA. RefSeq lists its product as uncharacterized. Lineage: Eukaryota; Metazoa; Chordata; Actinopteri; Cypriniformes; Catostomidae. The coding region runs from base 56 to 781 and encodes 241 amino acids. The record is from RefSeq and is a predicted model, not a curated record. The transcript is spliced from 10 exons.